Molecule: messenger RNA, 1564 nt
Organism: Gadus chalcogrammus (walleye pollock)
Lineage: Eukaryota; Metazoa; Chordata; Actinopteri; Gadiformes; Gadidae
Gene: exosc6
Product: exosome component 6
Exons: 2
Coding region: 112-936 (274 amino acids)
Biological process (GO): nuclear mRNA surveillance; U4 snRNA 3'-end processing; poly(A)-dependent snoRNA 3'-end processing
Cellular component (GO): nuclear exosome (RNase complex); nucleolus; cytoplasmic exosome (RNase complex)
Source: RefSeq, a predicted model, not a curated record
GUCGGAACCGUUUUCGUGUAUUAUGUUUCAGUCGGGACAUAUUUUGAGGUAGAGCAAAUGUAGUUGCUUUCCUCUACCACGCUGAGGAGAUACUUCAGUCUUUAGUUUACCAUGCCGACUGACACAAAAAGAGUACGAGGCCCUGAAGUGUCACAAAGUUUGUCUAGGUUUAUCUGCAAACCAGAAACAACUUUACCCUCGGAUGGCACAAGAGCAGAUGGUAGAAAUCGUGAUCAAGUGGAUGUCCGACCGGUUUUUGUCCGUUGUGGACUUGUAAGCCAGGCAAAGGGCUCAGCAUACAUCGAGGCUGGAAACACGAAGCUGAUUUGUUGUGUUUACGGCCCAAAGGAAACGGAGCGAAAGGAUGAGACGGACAUGAAAUGCGGGAGGUUGUUCGCCGACAUGCGAUUUGCCCCAUUCUCCUGCCCAGAAAGGGGCUCCUGGAUCCAGGGUAGUCAGGAGAAGGACCUGUCCCUGAUGGUACUGGAGAGUCUGCAGCCAGCAGUGUGCCUCCAUAAGUACCCCCGUUCACAGAUUGACGUCAAUGUAAUGGUCCUCGAGAACAACGGUUCAGCCUUGGCCCAUGCCAUCACAUGUGCAUCCCUGGCCCUGGCCGACGCAGGGAUUGAGAUGUACGACCUGGUGCUCGGCUGCUCUAUUCGACAAGAUGGUGCCUCAUACCUGAUUGACCCUACUUUCCUGGAAGAGAGCGGAAGCAACUGGGCAAGUGGGGAGAACCAGGGAAGCCUGACGGUGUCUUUUCUCCCCAGCUUGAAUCAGAUUUCUGGCCUCCAGUCCGAUGGAGAGAUGGGUGAGGAGACUCUAACAGCAGGAGUGCGUACGUGCAUUGAGGGAUGCUAUAAACUCUACCCUGUGAUCCAGCAGGCGCUGGUCAAGGCUGUGCGUGGGGCAGCCCCACCCCCUUCAGAGAGCUGAGGGGCGAACACAGUUCUGUUGUCCUCGUCCUCCAGUUGUGCUUUAAAAAAAAAUGUUUAUUCGUGAUGUAUUUCAUGUAGUUUCAUUUCUGAACUUUGUCUCUUUUUCUUUAACCAAUAUACUUUUUAAAAUAUUAUCUGGCACUUCGAUAGAUUAAAAAUGAAGUACAUUCUGUAUGAAAUAUGUCUUGCCAUCAAUACAUCGUAACACAUUAUCCCAUAUCCCAUUAUUGAUUUGCAUAAAACAUUGAAAUUGGUUAUCUUGUUGACAUGAUCCCUAUUUGAUGCCAAUAACAUGGUUCAGCGUUGCUUCUCUUGGGUCUCUAUCCAAGUCCAUGGUUCAAAUGUACUCUUAGAAAUGGUCAUGGACUUAAUUGUUUUUAUUGCAGACAAAUGAGUAACCACAACCAAUAUGAAUAUCACCUUGAUAUUCAUUAAAAUACAGUGUCAAUAUAAGCCAAUUUUCAAAAUAACAAAAUGCAUAUAAUUGUAAAAUGAACAAUAUUUUUCAAUUGUCUGCUACACCUGGGAGGUGUGUUAAAUUGUAUUUACAGUUGAGGGUUUUAUGUAGCAGAAGAGGCAGUUGACACUGCAAAAUAGAUUGAAUACAUUGUUCAAUAUAAAUGGUA